GAGCUCAUCCCGUAUAAGCAUCAGGUCGGCGGCCACAACACUCUGUGGCGGUUCUCUCGCCGGGCCGUUUGUAAGCAGCUCAGCAACCGAGAGAAUGAGUUUUACGAGACAAUUGAAAGAUAUCAUCGUGAUUUGCUGCCUUUCCUCCCUCGGUAUCGCGACCGGGUGGAGUACUUCCUGCUGCUGGAAGACCUCACUGCCGGCAUGAAGCGGCCUUGCAUGAUGGACCUCAAGAUGGGGACCCGCCAAUAUGGCGUUGAAGCGUCUCCUAGUAAGCAGAGGUCUCAACAAGAAAAGUGCCGGACAACGACGUCAUAUGAGCUCGGGGUGCGCAUCUGUGGAUUGCAAGUUUGGAAUGCCAAGACGCAGACGUACGACUUCCAAGACAAGUACUUUGGUCGAAAGGUCCAGGCCGGCAAAGAGUUCCAGGCAGCUCUCACGAAGUUUCUCUACAACGGCGUUGACCUACACUCCAUUCUCCAUCACAUUCCCGUCAUUUUGCGAAAGCUUUCGCAGCUGGAGCAGAUUGUGAGCGAGCUGCGCGGCUACCGCUUCUAUGCCGCGAGUUUGCUCAUGUUCUAUGAUGGCGAUGCAAAGAAGCGGAACAAGCGCGAGAUUGACUUCAAGGUGGCCGACUUUGCCAAUAGCCUCACGCCGCUGGACAAGGUGCAGGACAAGCCGUGCCCUCCACAGCAUCCCAACCAGCCAGAUCCCGGCUUCCUCAAGGGUUUGCGCAGUCUGAGGAAGUAUUUCCUGCAGAUCCAGCGCGACACCAGAGCCGAGCUCGGGCUUGAUCCGCGCGGCUGGACUUCGUCCCAGGGCGGUGAUAUCAUGUCCCUGGAGGAUGAGGAAGAUGAAGGAAUGAUCAGUGUAUAA
Molecule: messenger RNA, 876 nt
Organism: Trichoderma reesei QM6a
Lineage: Eukaryota; Fungi; Ascomycota; Sordariomycetes; Hypocreales; Hypocreaceae
Exons: 3
Biological process (GO): phosphatidylinositol phosphate biosynthetic process; inositol phosphate biosynthetic process
Cellular component (GO): nucleus; cytoplasm
Molecular function (GO): inositol hexakisphosphate kinase activity
Source: RefSeq, a predicted model, not a curated record